Messenger RNA from Ectocarpus sp. CCAP 1310/34, 1049 nucleotides. The record is from the annotation of a GenBank genome assembly. Lineage: Eukaryota; Phaeophyceae; Ectocarpales; Ectocarpaceae.
GUCAGCCGUGCUUAUCCAGCAGCACUAGGCUUGAAACCAAUCAACACUCUAGAGCGAAGGUUAUCCCCAUACUAUCCUAGUGAAGUGGACACAUGCCGUCUGCGUCUGGAGAGUUCGGCAUUGGCGGUGCAGCCCCGACUCACAAGGAGGUCCAGACCGCCAUCGACCAGUCCACCGCAAAAAUGGAGAGCAUGAUGACGGAAAGUUAGGAACCGUCAUGGAAGCCCUGUCUCGGUUAGUGCCCGAGACACCGCCCGCUGGAAGUACGACCGGAGCGGGCGGCGGGNAUCCCCAUACUAUCCUAGUGAAGUGGACACAUGCCGUCUGCGUCUGGAGAGUUCGGCAUUGGCGGUGCAGCCCCGACUCACAAGGAGGUCCAGACCGCCAUCGACCAGUCCACCGCAAAAAUGGAGAGCAUGAUGACGGAAAGUUAGGAACCGUCAUGGAAGCCCUGUCUCGGUUAGUGCCCGAGACACCGCCCGCUGGAAGUACGACCGGAGCGGGCGGCGGGGGAGAGUCACGGGGGGGAAGGCACGCCCUUCCCGGCGCUGGUCGUGUGGAUCAAGCGCCGAUCACCGGACAGGGGCUCGAGGGAGAACGAGGACUGCCGGACACAGCCCCGCAAGGACCCACGCUGCCGUCUGCGGGGGGCGUCUCGCGCGAAAGCGAAACCGAAACCAGUGACCCGCCGGCAAGGUACGACCCGACCAUGAAGGCCCGUAUCCCACGCCUCAAGCAGCUAUACUUCGAUGGCCAAGAAAAGAACUGAGUAAUGUUCAAGAACGACCACAUGACUCAGGUAGGUGCAAACGUGCGGAAUGAUGCAUGCUCUGAACGAUAGCCGAGACAUUGAGAUCCAAGGGAUGGAUGACGAUGGAAUGAUAGAACAGGGGGUAGCUGCAGAAGAGGUUCAUGUGUACCGGGAUUUGUGGGGCACGUUGGUAGGAGCGAUUUCAGACGAGACUACCAAGCUUAUGGUUUACAAUAGUAAGGGGCCCUCAGCAGCGUGGCGUGCACUUGAGCAGACGUUCACCCCACGAACUGGUGGC